AUGCAAGCCACGAAAGUCUUCAACUUUCAAGUAGCUGCUGCUGCUGCUGCAUACAGAAACUUCAGCACCAAAGGGGUUGCAAAACCCUCAUCUUGGGCUCUCAUCAAUCGCAAAAUCAAGCACAACACCAUAGUGGAGCAAUGCAGAAACCCCAUGUCCAAGAUUGAAUGGGGAGAAGAGCAAAAGCAUGUUCUUUGUGCCAUAUCUGAGGGAAAAUCUGUUUUCAUCACUGGCUCUGCUGGCACUGGCAAGACCCUUUUGCUUGAAGAAAUCAUCAAGUUUUUGAACAGAUUGCACACCCCAUCUGGUGUUUAUGUCACAGCAUCCACUGGCAUUGCAGCUUGUGCUCUAAAGGGUCAAACUUUGCACUCUUUUGCUGGAAUUGGCAUCUUCACUGAUGAUGAUCCUCAGCAUUUGUUGGAGAGGGUUUUGUCCAACAAGGGUGCUUGCAAGAGGUGGAGAAAGGCUGAGGCUUUGGUCAUUGAUGAGAUCAGCAUGGUGAGUGCAAAACUCUUUGAUAACCUUGAUUAUGUUGCAAGAGGGGUAAGGGGUGUGAAUGAAACCUGGGGAGGGAUUCAACUUGUUGUGAGUGGUGAUUUCUUUCAGUUGCCACCUGUCAUUGACAAGGAUUCUAAAAGUGUGAAGUAUGCAUUUGAAGCUGAGUGUUGGAAUAGCAGUUUUGGUUUGCAGGUUGAGCUCAAAAGGGUGUUUAGACAAUCAGAUUAUGGACUCACAAGGUUGCUUGAGGGUAUAAGGAGAGGGGAGAAUGAUCGACAAGAUUUGGAGUCCCUAGAGCAUUUGUGCUUGGGGAAUGAUGAGUAUGAUCCUUGUGUUGUGAAUCUUUUCCCUUUGAAUAAAGACGUAGAGAGGGUGAAUGAGGAGAGGCUGAGAAGUUUGCAAAAGGAUGUUGUUGUUUAUAGAGCUGUUGAUAGUGGUAAAGGGCAUUGGAAGGGGCAGCUUAGUUGUGGGAUAGCACCUUAUGAAAUUUCUCUUUGUGAAGGUGCAAGAGUUAUGUUGGUCAAGAAUUUGGACACUGAGAAUGGAUUGGUAAAUGGGGCUACUGGUGUAGUUGUUGGAUUUUCGUGGUCCUUUGUUAAGGGUGAAGAUCUUGAUGGAAUGUGUAGUGAUAAAGUGUUGCCAGUAGUGAAAUUUGAUGCAGGACAAUUCAUGACAAUUAAACCAGCAACAUGGGAUGUAAUGGAUGGACUUCAAGUUGUUGCUUGUAGGAAGCAGAUACCACUUAUAUUGGCAUGGGCUAUGAGCAUUCACAAGUGCCAAGGAAUGACUCUUGAUAGAAUUCACACUGAUCUGUCUAGAGCAUUUGGUUGUGGCAUGGUGUAUGUGGCACUUUCUCGGGUUAGAAGCUUGGAAGGACUUCACUUAUCUGCUUUCAAUAGGUCAAAGAUUAAAGUGGACCAAAAGGUCUCGAGCUUCUACAGGAGUUUGGCUUCAGAAAAGAGUACGGAGGUUAUGGUUGUUGAUAAGAGCAAGAGAAAAGUUCACUCCAAAAGAAUCAAUGGUGUCUCAAGAAAAGUGAGUAAUGGCAGAGCAAAGUACAUGUCCUGGUUUUGCCAAAGGAAAAUGAAAAAAGAGGCUCAAUACUUUGUUGUAAUUCUUCUUAUUAUUGCAAUGUCAUACUAUGGUCUUGUUUGA
Messenger RNA from Abrus precatorius (Indian licorice), 1653 nucleotides. Its product is annotated as ATP-dependent DNA helicase PIF1-like. Gene Ontology annotation, molecular function: ATP hydrolysis activity; DNA helicase activity. Gene Ontology annotation, biological process: telomere maintenance; DNA repair. The record is from RefSeq and is a predicted model, not a curated record. NCBI's taxonomy places the organism in Eukaryota, Viridiplantae, Streptophyta, Magnoliopsida, Fabales, Fabaceae. The transcript has a single exon. Bases 1 to 1653 code for a protein of 550 amino acids.